This is a messenger RNA of Triplophysa dalaica, 1899 nucleotides long. It is a transcript of the gene gcdha, whose product is annotated as glutaryl-CoA dehydrogenase a. The coding region runs from base 147 to 1463 and encodes 438 amino acids. The transcript has 12 exons. Gene Ontology annotation, biological process: fatty acid beta-oxidation using acyl-CoA dehydrogenase; fatty-acyl-CoA biosynthetic process. Gene Ontology annotation, molecular function: fatty-acyl-CoA binding; flavin adenine dinucleotide binding; glutaryl-CoA dehydrogenase activity. NCBI's taxonomy places the organism in Eukaryota, Metazoa, Chordata, Actinopteri, Cypriniformes, Nemacheilidae. The record is from RefSeq and is a predicted model, not a curated record. Gene Ontology annotation, cellular component: mitochondrial inner membrane.
AUGCAGUUCGCCACACAAAACAUGGCGGAUGCGUUGCGCUAAAUGCGUGACUGUUCCAAGCGCAGAAGCUCUUAAUAUACGUAACGUCAGUGUUGCUUCUGAAAGGGAGAUCUGAUCGAAAAGGUGAAGUUUCAGAUUUGAAGAAAAUGGCUUUAAGAACAGCUGUCUCACGAUUACUGGUGAACUCACAGAGAUGUUCUGUGGUCUCUGUGUCACGACCCCAGGGCACCGCAGCAUUUGCACGACAAGAGGAUCUGAAAAAACCAACCAAAACACCUGUGAUCGAGUUUAACUGGCGUGAUGCUUUGGAUCUGGAGGGCCAGCUCACAGAAGAUGAGAUCAUGAUCAGGGACACUUUUCGGACCUACUGCCAGGAGAAACUCAUGCCCAGGAUCCUCCUGGCAAACAGGAACGAAGUUUUUCAUCGGGAGAUUGUGAACGAAAUGGGAGACCUUGGUGUCCUUGGACCUACCAUUCAAGGUUACGGAUGUGCCGGCACCAGUUAUGUGGCUUACGGUCUGAUUGCCCGGGAAGUUGAAAGAGUGGACAGCGGAUACCGUUCCGUAAUGAGUGUUCAGUCCUCACUGGUCAUGCAUCCCAUCAAUGCCUAUGGAACAGAAGCACAGAAACAAAAGUACCUGCCUAAACUGGCUCGGGGAGAGAUUCUGGGCUGUUUUGGACUUACAGAACCAAACCAUGGAAGUGAUCCUGGCAGUAUGGAGACCAAGGCCAAAUACAACCCCUCCAGUGGUACCUAUUCCAUCAGUGGAGCAAAAACAUGGAUUACUAGCUCCCCAUAUGCUGAUAUCUGUGUGGUGUGGGCCAAAUGUGACGAUGGCCGAGUGAGAGGCUUUAUUCUCGAGAGGGGAAUGAAGGGGCUGAGCACACCCAAGAUUGAGGGCAAGUUCUCCCUCAGGGCAUCAGCCACUGGCAUGAUCCUCAUGGAUGAAGUCGAAGUGCCGGAAGAAAACUUGCUACCACAUGUGUCUGGCCUUAAUGGUCCCUUCGGGUGCCUGAAUAAUGCACGAUAUGGCAUCGCAUGGGGUGCACUGGGUGCCGCAGAAUUUUGCUUUCAUGCCGCCCGUCAGUACACCUUGGACAGAAUCCAGUUUGGAGUUCCUCUGGCCAGAAACCAACUCAUGCAGAAAAAAAUGGCGGACAUGCUGACGGAGAUCACGAUUGGACUCCAGUCUUGUUUACAGCUGGGUAGACUCAUCGAUGAAAAGAAAUACUCACCAGAGAUGAUCUCCAUGCUGAAACGCAACUCCUGCGGUAAAGCCCUGGACAUCGCCAGACAGGCCAGAGACAUGCUGGGUGGAAACGGCAUAUCAGACGAGUAUCACGUCAUACGCCAUGUCAUGAACCUAGAGGCGGUCAAUACGUAUGAAGGAACUCAUGACAUUCAUGCUCUGAUCUUGGGCAGAGCCAUCACUGGACUCCAGUCAUUCACUGUUGGGAAAUAAAUCUCUCUCUAAAUAAGGCUGCCAUGGACUUUUAGACUCUCGCUCUCUGUAAUGACUUAACAUCUAUAUGUGUUGCUGUAUUCUCUCAAACAGUAUUAAAAUAUGAUAGUAAUUUCUGCAAGUUUAGUAAAUGGGUCCAUUUGUAGCUCUUUGUUCACCUUAAGGCAAACGUAAUAACAAAAUGGUUAAAGCAUUAAUUCACUCAUAAAUAAACACUAUCGUUAUUUACUCAGACCUUACUUUAAGUAAGUAAAGCUACUUUAUAGCACUUAUAUUUAAAAUAUUUUUAAAAACAAAAUGAAAGUUUGGUCACGUUUACUCAACUUCCUGUUUGCAUUGUAGUCGGUUGGGACCCACUGUUUAGGAUUACCGAGCUCUUGUAUAUUUUGUUGUAUUUAUGGAUUUGACUUUAAAAAAAUAAAGGAUUUCAGGAUUA